Molecule: messenger RNA, 2335 nt
Organism: Cryptomeria japonica (Japanese cedar)
Lineage: Eukaryota; Viridiplantae; Streptophyta; Pinopsida; Cupressales; Cupressaceae
Product: pentatricopeptide repeat-containing protein At3g16010
Exons: 4
Coding region: 90-2069 (659 amino acids)
Molecular function (GO): protein binding
Source: RefSeq, a predicted model, not a curated record
CCCGGAACAUUCCACUAUUGCUCCUCGACAUCAUUGACAGUGUAUUUGCUUUCAAAAAAGUCCUUCAAAAUGACAAAGCUAAGUUGAGCAUGAAGAUCAACUUGGAAGCGAGAAGGGCAUUCUUAACAUCCUCCGCAAUUUUCAGAUCGUCUCAAUCACAUUCAGGCAGUCAUGGAUUCGAUGCUAAAAUACCCAACACCACCACCACCACCACCAAUGACAAUAAUGGUAGAACCUUCAGCCAAGACAUUGUUCAGAUGUUCAGAGACCCCUCUCUUAAAACUAAGCCUGGAGAACCCAAUUCAAUGGCUAGAUUUCAUAGAAGAAGUCCAUCCAUCAGGGAAACAGAUGAGAGGUUUUUCAAAAUUCUUAGGAUUUUCAAAUGGGGACCUGAUGCUGAAAAGGCUACCGAAGUCCUGUUGUUGAAUAUAGAUCACAGAUUGGUCAGGGAGGUCUUGAACCUUGAUGUAGAGAUUGGUGUCAAAUUGCAGUUUUUCAAGUGGGCUGCCAAAAAAAAGAAUUUAGUGCAUGAUUGUUGCACUUAUAUGCCCCUCAUUCGUCGCUUGGCAGAAGCAGGAUUGGUGGGUGAAAUGUGGCAGACAAUACUACAGAUGGUGAAAAGUGACUGUAGGAUUAAUCCCAGUGUUUUGUCCGAACUUGUUAGAAUUCUAGGAAAGGUUAAGAUGGUGGAGAAGGCAUGUGUCUUGUUUUAUCGCAUAAAGGCGUCGAGGUGCAAACCCAGUGUUUAUGCUUAUAAUUGCCUUUUCAGUGUGUUGAUAAGGGCUAACUGUCAUGAUAAAGUGCAAGAACUUUACAAAGAGAUGUGCAGUGAAGGGAAAUGCCUUCCCGAUACAGUGACUUAUACUAUGCUUAUUGCUAACUUUGGGAAACUCGGGCAUGUGGACUCUGCAAUUAAUCUUUUUAAAGAAAUGAGGGAGAAUGGCCUGCAACCGAGUGCAAAGAUAUACACUAGUCUGAUGGGGACUUUGUUUAAGUCAAGUCGAUAUGGUGAGGCCUUGAAGUUGUUUCAAGAGAUGAGAGAUAAACGUUUUCCUCCGAAUGUUUUUACAUACACUGAGGUUAUCAACGGGCUUGGAAAAGCUGGCAGGGUUCAAGAGGCUCUCAGAAUGUUUCAAGAUAUGCAGAAGGAUGGUUGUUCUCCUGAUGUUAUUUUGUUCAAUAAGCUAAUUGACAUUUUGGGCAAUGCAGGGCAACUUGAUAGUGUUUUCAAGCUCUUUGGUGAGAUGGAAAGUCUUGGAUGCACUCCUACUGUGGUGACGUAUAAUAGUGUUAUGGAAGCCCUCUUUAAGGCUAAAAAUGCAUCUGGUGCCUUGAAGUGGUUCGAGGGAAUGAAGGAGAAAGGCAUUCAUCCAAGUCCAUUCACAUAUUCAAUUCUAAUUGCUGGUUUAUGCAAGACAAAUAGACUAGAAAAGGCAUUAAUGCUUCUUGAAGAGAUGGAUGAGAAGGGUUUUCCACCUUGCCCAGCUGCUUACUGUAGUCUGAUUGAUGCUCUUGGAAAGGCACACAGAUAUGAUGCAGCCGUGGAAUUGUUCAAGGAGCUAAUAGAAAAUGGCAAUAUUUCCAGCUCUAGGAUUUAUGCUGUGAUGAUUAAACACCUUGGGAAAGCAAACCGUAUUGAUGCAGCCAUUGAACUGUUUGGAGAAAUGCAACAGCGAGGCUGCAUCCCUGAUGUGUAUUCCUACAAUGCAUUAAUGUCUGGUCUGGUCAGGGCAAGUAGGGUUGAUGAAGCUCAUACUUGGCUUAAGAAAAUGCAAGAAAAAGGAUGUAAGCCUGAUUUAAGUAGCCAUAAUAUAAUUUUGCAUGGUUUGUCUAAGGUAGGGGGGCCAACGGAGGCUUUUAAGAUGUUAGAGAAAAUGAAAACCUCAGGGAUUCAGCCAGAUGCAGUAUCUUAUAACACAGUUCUUGGUGUGCUUAGCAAUGCAGAUUUUGAGUCCAUAUUGUUGCAUCUCUGCGUGAGACAAUGUUUGGUUUCUCCUAUGGAGAGGUGCUGCUACUUUUGUGAGCAACUAUUGCUCUUAUUGGGCCAACGAUGUAUCGAGGAUUGCUAGAGCGGUUGGCAGGUUAGUUGGUAAAGCAGUAGGCUAUGUCCAAAGUGCUCGAGGACAGAUGGAAACCGCCUUGCAUCAAUCUCAAGCUACUCAGGUCCAUAGUCCUUUAUUUGCAAAACACUUUUUUUUUUCAUGCUUUUUAGAGGAAAUAUUUUGUAGUGGGACAUAAUGACUUUGAACAUGUAUUUCGUAGCAUUUGCUUGCAGUUUAAGAGACUACAUCAUGUGUAUUUCUGACUGGCAUAUUUAUUAAAUAACAUUUUCUUU